Molecule: messenger RNA, 1981 nt
Organism: Austrofundulus limnaeus
Lineage: Eukaryota; Metazoa; Chordata; Actinopteri; Cyprinodontiformes; Rivulidae
Gene: anxa13l
Product: annexin A13, like
Exons: 11
Coding region: 93-1043 (316 amino acids)
Cellular component (GO): nucleus; vesicle membrane; cytoplasm
Molecular function (GO): phosphatidylserine binding; calcium-dependent phospholipid binding; calcium ion binding
Source: RefSeq, a predicted model, not a curated record
CACUGACUUCUGCGACACACCCAUCCCGGCUCCCAGCAGCACAGCAGCAGCUUGCAUCAUUCGCUUCAACAAACAGGAUCACUGUGGACAACAUGGGUAACGUGCAGCCCACCAUAGUACCAUUUGAGGACUUUGAUGUUACAGCUGAUAUAAAAGUUAUAAGACAAGCAUGUAAAGGUUUAGGCACAGAUGAAGAGGCCAUUAUACAAAUCCUGGCCAAUCGCUCUGCAGCCCAGCGUGGGGAAAUUAAACAGGCCUACUUUGAAAAGUAUGACGAUGAGCUGGAGGAAGUCCUGAAGAAAGAGCUCUCGGGAAACUUGGAGAAUGCUAUUGUUGCCAUGUUGGACCCUCCCCAUGUUUUCUUUGCCAAGGAGCUCAGAAAGGCCAUGGCGGGGGCGGGCACGGACGAAGCUGUUCUGGUCGAGAUCCUGUGCACUGCCACAAAUCAGGACAUUGUCAGCUACAAAGAAGCAUAUGCUCAAGUGCAUGAACGUGACCUGGAGGUGGAUAUUGAGGGCGAUACCAGUGGAGACGUCAGGAACCUGCUGGUCUCAUUGCUGCAGGCAAGCAGAGAUGAGGGCUACGAGGUGGAUGAGGGUUUGGCUGAUCAAGAUGCGAUGUCUUUGUUUGAGGCAGGUGAGGGCAGGUUUGGCACAGACGAGUCAACGUUCACCUACAUCCUGACUCACAGGAAUUACCUGCAGCUUCAGGCCACGUUUAAGGCCUAUGAGACUCUUUCUGACUCAGACAUUUUGGACACUAUUGACUCUGAAGCCACAGGGACUCUCAAGGACUGCUAUAUUACCCUUGUGCGGUGUGCCAAGAACCCCCAGCUGUAUUUUGCACGGCGUCUUAAUGCUGCAAUGAAGGGACUUGGCACAGACGAGGACACACUCAUUCGCAUCAUCAUUGGCCGCUCUGAGAUUGACUUGGAGACAGUGAAGGACAUGUACCUGGAGAAAUAUGACGUCACUCUGAAAGAGGCUCUGGACUCGGAGUGUGGCGGGGACUUCAAGCGACUGCUUAUAGAGAUCCUCCACUGAAACUACUGAUUACUUCUACCUGCUGGCCUUACAAACCCAUAACCUGACUCAGCCAGUCUUCUCUCUGUACUCCCCUCAUUCUUUCUUUACCAUUCUCUCUCUGUCCUCUUUUCAGCUCGGACCAAAGGACUGCUCUAUAUUCUACAUUUCAAUGUUCAACAUGGCAACUGUACUGUUUUUCAAAACACACUUUUUGCCAGAAACUAAUUUAAUUAUAGUAUAAUAAUGUGAUGGUGCAUUAAGUAUUUGUCUUUUACCAACAAUAUGUUAACAUUAUAGAGCAUCAUAAUCAGACAUUUGUACAAAUUUAUACUAACUGAUACUAAAUUUAAACUUAUUUAUGAGUUUGUUUUGGUUCACUACUGAAAUGAGCUAAUAUUAUGUCUCCUGACACAUGCAUGCACAUCAUUUACUCAUCUAUUGUUAUGCAACACUUAAGUGCCGAAUUAUCAAGUAUUCAUCGAAUACAUUUUGGACUUUGCAGUGCACAUGUUUUUAAUCUUUUCAUGAAUCAUUUUAGAGAUUUGCCACUUUUUAAAUUCAGACCUUUUACAUGUUAAAUGAGAUUUAGAAGCUCAAAAAUUGCCUUCUCAGAUUUGUACACAUGGUUAGAAAAUUUUAUUUUACUCCUGUCUUUUUCGUGGCUUUUGUUGACUUGCAGAAAAGAAGAUGCUUAGUAAAUCAAGACAAGACUGAAAAGCAAAAUGUAUCCUUGAAUGUGUAACCUCAACAGUGCAAAGAUUAAAAUUCAUCACAAUCAGUUCCACUGUGUGAAUUCAGGUAUGAAACUUUGGCCUCAUCUUUAAAUUUGAUAAUAAACUGUUAGGGUAUGCUAUUAUAAUAUGACUGUAAUACGUAAUAAAUAUUAACAUAAAGGUAAGCUAUACAUGUUGUAAUGUUUUUGUCUGUAUAAAAAUGUAAUAAACUUAACCAAUUUA